CCCGUUGAAAGCUGGCACGGAUAUGUGCCCGGUGGAUUGGUGAUGUUUUUAGUAGCAGAGCAGAAUCCUAGGACUGGAUGUGGGGGUGUGCAAAGUCCCAAGGAAAAGACCCAGAGAAAGGUCAGACUUCAAAGACUAGAGAAAUGUUUGCUUUGGUCGGGAGGACACCUAUGGCUGUUUACACUGUAAGGGUCAUAACACUCUCAGUUUUGGUUUUACAGGGAAAGUGGUUCGAAAAUAAGGGGUGGAGAGAAGAGGGAAAAGGCCCAGAAUUGCUGCCGGUGUGGUCCUGUGUGCCCCCCGCUGGGGAAGCGGAGACAUGCUCAUCUCAAAAGGACAGGGAGGCCGAGUUCCUGGCCAGAGUUUCAGCACAAUGGGGACUGGCUCUGAUGUGAGGGAGGGCGGCAUGUGGAGCUGGACACAAGCUAAUUCAUGGACCCUGAGGGCCAGGAAUAGGUGUUUGGGAAGCACACUGGAUACAGGCCCAGGUCCUGCCCGUCUCGGCCACUGCGCCCACAUUCAGAGAGCAGGCCUCGUGGGUGAGGACACACUGUUCCUCCUGCCAGGUUAAUCACUUCCUCACCCAGCCCAGGUCCUGCCCCAGGCAGGAAUAUAGCUCUGCCCACGGCAGCUCCUGCCCAGACUCAAAACCCCCCUGCAGCUCAGGACCCAGGAGCAUGGUCCUGGGAAGGUGGAGUUGCAGGGCACCCCUCAGGCACUGUCCCUCUCCCCAGAACGCCAUAAUGAAGGCACAUAUGCUUGUCGGUGUGCUGGUCGCGGUAGGCUUCGCAGUGGGAAAAGUUCCUGUUCCUGAACUCCGGACCUGCCACCUCUGCCUCUUAGAAGACCCCUCUGCAGGAUGCAUUUCUGGCUCAGAGAAAUGCACCAUCAGUAGUUCAUCCCCAUGCAUGGUGAUCACCAUCUAUUACAAUACCAGGGUUCGCUUCCUCAUCCGAGGCUGUGGACAGUACAAUUCUUACCGCUGCCAAGAAAAACGCAACACCUACUUCUCAGAGUACUGGUACCAGGCCCAGUGCUGCCAGUACGAUUACUGCAACUCGUGGUCCAGCCCUCAGCUCCAGAGCUCCCAGCCUGAGCCCCCUGGUGGGGCCCUGGGCCUGCCUCUGUCCAAGUCCCAGAUCCAAUGGUUCUACCAGGCCCUGAACCUCUCACUGCCCCUCCCCAGCUCCCAUGAUGGGAAGGAGCCUAAAGGCCUGGACCCCCUGGCUGCCCUGCCCUUGAACCUGGGCUUGUCUGUUGCCGACCUGCACCGCAUAUACUUGUUCCUCAACAACUCGGGGCUUUUGGUUCUUCCCUGGGCAGGGCCCUGACCCCUUACACUUCUUGAAUUGCAGUCUGUUCAGCAUCUCUCCCAACACCCAGCCCCCUGCUCUGGCCUCUCAGAACUCACCUUCUCUGCUCUGCUCUUUCAGACCUUCCCUUUGUCCUCCGUGUCUAUAUGGCUUUGGUUCCAUUCCCUCCUCAGAAACCCAUCAUGCCCAGUGCUCUCCUUCCUCCUGGAGAAUAAUCUCAAGUGCAGAUUCUGCUAGGCUGGCCUGGGGAAGGCAGCGGCUCCCUUGUCCUUUUCCCACCUGAGUGUGCCGUCACCCCAUCUUCCUCGUCCCCUCUGGUCUGGUCACCUGCCACCUCCAUUUAGUUCUGGCUGUCUCCCAUCCUGUGCCUGUCUCAGACGCAGGCCAGGCUGGAUUUGUAGCAAGGAGGAUGCAGAUUCCUGACUGGGCACCCUGGUGUCCCUGCCUCACUGUCUACCACCCCACUCCCACCCGGGUCUCCUGCUGCCUUUCUCAGCUCUUGUUCUGGUCUCUGUCCUCCUCAGCCUCACUGCAUGUCACAGAGUCCUGAUACCCACUUCCAUAGGUGCCCAAGGGAGGGGGGAGGGUCUGUCCUGCUCUUCUCCGUGUCCCCCGAUUUCCCUCCACAAUAAACAGACAGGGUUAAGUCUGA
Myotis brandtii (Brandt's bat) is the source of this 1965-nucleotide messenger RNA. It is a transcript of the gene LY6G5B, whose product is annotated as lymphocyte antigen 6 complex, locus G5B. NCBI's taxonomy places the organism in Eukaryota, Metazoa, Chordata, Mammalia, Chiroptera, Vespertilionidae. Gene Ontology annotation, cellular component: external side of plasma membrane. Bases 678 to 1331 code for a protein of 217 amino acids. The record is from RefSeq and is a predicted model, not a curated record. The transcript is spliced from 3 exons.